Lates calcarifer (barramundi perch) is the source of this 1388-nucleotide messenger RNA. Its product is annotated as neurexophilin-1. NCBI's taxonomy places the organism in Eukaryota, Metazoa, Chordata, Actinopteri, Centropomidae. Gene Ontology annotation, molecular function: signaling receptor binding. The record is from RefSeq and is a predicted model, not a curated record.
UUCUCCUCCACUCUCUCUCUCCCUCUCUCUCUCUCUGUCUGAACCUCAGAGCGCACUCUAUAAAACAUCCCUCCACACUGACGCUCAGAUCUACAAACACCUCCGUUCUCACCACAGCGCCUCCAAAAAAAAAAACCCACCCCAGUAGUCACUUGAACCCGUUUUAACAUCAGACAUCUGGCCCUCCUGAAUGAGCCUGAGAAGAUUCAUCUCUGCUCUCUCGCCUCAGGACCGCCUCCCUCACUCUUUAUUUCUCCUCAAGUUCGGCAGCUGAUACCGGUUCAGUCAGGAGGAGAUUUUGUCUUUUUCUCUCUUUUUCUUUUUUUCAAUUUUCUUUGCGGCUGAGAAGAUCAAGGACAGUUUGACAUGAGAGGAGACGCUUCACAAAGAGACAUGAAGACCACAUGUCUGUGGGCCGCCGCCGUGCUGCUGUCAGUCAUCUCUCUGGUCAGCAGUGCUGAUUCACCAAGUUCAGGAAAUUCAGACUUAAGAGAAAGCUCAAAAUCCAAAGUGAAGACCUACUGGACCGAAAGCAGCAAAGCCUUCUCCAUCAGCCGUCUGCUGUCCCAGACCCUCUAUGGCAAAGAGAACUUCACCUCUCUGGAUCUGAACUACGAUGAGGCAGACUCCUUCUCUAAACAGGAGCAGUGGAACUGGCUUUACAACGCUUCAAACCCCCGCGACCCUCGAUCCAGGACAAAAAGGAGGCCCAUCGUCAAGACCGGCAAGUUCAAGAAGAUGUUCGGUUGGGGUGACUUUCAUUCUAACAUCAAGACGGUGAAGCUCAACCUUCUUAUUACUGGUAAAAUCGUGGAUCACGGUAACGGGACAUUUAGCGUCUACUUCCGUCAUAACUCGACCGGUCAGGGCAACGUGUCCGUGGGACUUGUUCCUCCGACCAAAGCUGUGGAGUUCCAGGUCCACCAGCCGCACCAGCAGUACCACCACCAUCACCACCAGCAGCAGCAGACGGCUCUGGAGACCAAGGACACCAAGUUGUUCAACUGCAGGGUGGAGUAUGAGAAGGUGGAGAAGGGCACCAGGAACUCACUGUGUGCCCAUGACCCCUCGCAGAGCUGCCCACAGGAGCAGACCCAGAGUCACGUGUCCUGGCUGUGCUCCAAGCCCUUCAAAGUCAUCUGCAUCUUCAUCACCUUCUACAGCACCGACUACAAGCUGGUGCAGAAGGUGUGUCCAGACUACAACUACCACAGUGACACCCCCUACCUCCCCACCGGGUGAUCAGGUGACCAGACAAGGGAAAAAAAAAAAAAAAAAAAAAGACACAGAGACAGGCUGUCGGGUCCUGAGCGAUGUCAGAUUAUUUGAAUGAAAAUGGAGUCAAGACACUUCAAACUUGAAAUGUUGACAAGCAUUAUUACAGCUAA